AUAGAAACCAAAAUAAAGAAUAAGUGAGAGAUACACCAUUCGAAAAACAUGGCCAAAUCCACCAUAGCCUUCUCUGCGCUUCUUCUCGCGUGCUUCGUCCUGUUCGAGCUGGGGCUCGCCAAAGAUGCUCAUCAACCGGCGCCGGGUUACGAUAGCUCCAUCGAACCGUGUCUCAAAAACAUGACCGAAGAAUGCGGAAUCGAGAUCUUUCAGAAUAUCUUUCACGAGGGCCCCGAGGUCACCGACCCUUGCUGCGGUGUUCUGCUGAAGUUUGGUCAUCCUUGUCACUCUGAGCUCAUUGAGAUCGUCCUCAGCACCGGCAAAUUCGCGCCUCGCGAAUCGGAGAUCUUGCAGAAGAGCACGGCCGCAUGGAAGCGUUGUCGUUCGAUCGUCGAAGGACAUUGAUUGGUUAUGAUGUAUCAAAUCGUUAUGACUAUCUUACACAUUGUUGAUCAGUGGAGAUGGCGAUAGGGAGAGGACUUUGUUAUUCCUUGCGUAUCUCACAUGCUAAAUAAAAUUACUUGAUAGCCAUCUUUUUCUCUUU
Syzygium oleosum is the source of this 544-nucleotide messenger RNA. RefSeq names its product protein DOWN-REGULATED IN DIF1 11-like. The coding region runs from base 49 to 405 and encodes 118 amino acids. NCBI's taxonomy places the organism in Eukaryota, Viridiplantae, Streptophyta, Magnoliopsida, Myrtales, Myrtaceae. The transcript has a single exon. The record is from RefSeq and is a predicted model, not a curated record.